AUCUUGUGCUAUCUUUUCAUGUCCGCUGAUGCGCAUUCCUUAUCGUUUCACUAUUGUUAUUCAUAACAAGAAACUAAAACUUUUUCGUUUUCACGGACGCAGGAUGUCUACCACACCCAUUCCAACUCGGACUUACAGAGACGCCAUAGAUGCACUGAACAGCCUUCAAACUAAUGCUGCUAUCCUGGAGGCCGUGCGUGCUGCAGGAUCGAAGCUCAAUCCUAAUGCUAUACCUGAAAUGAUUGAUUAUCUACGUAGAGUGGGCCUUAAGCCAUCCCAGUUAAAUAAUUUGAAUGUCAUACAUAUCACGGGAACAAAAGGAAAGGGCUCUACAAGCGCAUUCACAGAUUCAAUAUUGAGGGCAGCUAGGCCAGGCUGGAAAACUGGCCUGUAUACCUCUCCUCACCUGGUCGCUGUCCGUGAGCGCAUUCGCAUAAAUGGCGAGCCACUUUCGGAGGAGGAAUUUACUCGUUACUUUUUCGAAGUAUGGAAUUUGCUCCAGAAUACGAAGUGCGAAGCCGCCACCACCCCCUUCAUGCCAAACUACUUUCGCUACCUAACGCUCAUGGCCUUUUACACUUUCUACCAACUCAAGGUUGAUGCGACAAUUCUCGAGGUAGGCAUUGGUGGACGCUCUGACAGCACAAAUAUCGUCCCCAAACCAGUAGUUACAGGCGUUACCGCCCUCGGGUACGACCACACAAGGCUUCUGGGGGAAAAGCUCAGUCAGAUUGCAAAUCAGAAGGGUGGAAUAUACAAGGAAGGGGUUCCGGCCCUUACUGUUCAACAACCUGAGGAAGGCAUAUUGGAGCUUGGUGUUUGUGCAGUAGAGCAGAAGGCAUCUCAGUUCACAGUUAUUGACGCCCUCCCUUCCACUAUCCCAUUAGGUCUUGCAGGUGCUCACCAGAGAUCGAACGCGGGUCUCGCGGUACAAUUGGUGCAUACGUUCCUCAGCAUCAAGGAUCAGUCAUACUCUCCUAUGUCGGAUCCAAACAUCAGUGGUGCUGCUAGCGCAACAUGGAGCGGAUCAGAGAUAGAACCAUUGAUAUCCCUCCCUACAUCUUUUAUGGACGGCCUCAAAAAUGCUCACUGGCCUGGCCGUUGCCAGACAGUACCCGAUUCGAAGCUUGGGGCUAUGACAUGGUUCCUCGAUGGGGCACAUACACAAGAGAGCCUUGCGUGCUGUCUGGAAUGGUUUGUAAGCCCAGCAGUCGGGCUUCCCGUUUCCCCAGUUUCUGACGAUCACCCACCCCGAGUGCUAAUUUUCAAUUGCACCAGUGGACGUUCAGGAGAUGCUUUCCUGACAGCCAUCUUGGAAAAAGUGGAGGAGCAACUGGCGAUCCAUGGCAGCCUGGAGAAGAAGGAAGAAUUUUUUGCCAAGGUCAUUUUCUGCAGUAAUGUGACAUAUGCCAGCGGCAAUUUCAAAGGCGACCUUACCUCCGCCGCAAUAUCUACAACUGAUAACCUCAAUCUCAAGACUCAGAGAGAGAUUGAGGCAGCCUGGAACAAGCUUGUCCCAACUUACUCUGGCACAGUGCACGUUCUGCCGUCUAUUGAGGACGCUGUGGAAGAAGCGCGCAAGACACUCAACGUUAGCGUGCUCGUCACGGGCAGCUUGCACCUUGUAGGCGGCGUCAUCGAGGUCGCAGACUUGGCAGACAGAGCCUUGAGCCCGAAAGCAUGAUAAUAUUUGUGAUUUCAUCAUCAUUCGCAUUGGCCCUCAUAUAGCUAUCCAACUUAGCAUGGUUCUGUCUCGAGCUUGCUUUUUCGAAUUUGUCGAUUCCCGGCUUUCAACACGUCGACC
Messenger RNA from Suillus discolor, 1804 nucleotides. Its product is annotated as Mur ligase. Gene Ontology annotation, cellular component: cytoplasm; cytosol; mitochondrion. The transcript is spliced from 10 exons. The coding region runs from base 29 to 1684 and encodes 551 amino acids. Lineage: Eukaryota; Fungi; Basidiomycota; Agaricomycetes; Boletales; Suillaceae. Gene Ontology annotation, molecular function: tetrahydrofolylpolyglutamate synthase activity; ATP binding. The record is from RefSeq and is a predicted model, not a curated record. Gene Ontology annotation, biological process: tetrahydrofolylpolyglutamate biosynthetic process.